AUGAGUAUGCAUAGAGUAGCCCGCGCUGUGGCUUCAUCCGAAGCUUGCGCUGGAGCGCUACGUGGAAGUGUCUCGAGAACAAGAUUUCUGUGCUUAAAUGCCCCUGUUCAGAGGUUCGGGGCAAGAAAUGCGUUACUCGGUGCUGGACUUGGAGCGAAGAGACAUUUCUUUCAAUCGCCGAUUAUUAGAUCUGGUGUUGCCCAAGCUGUGUUAGAGAAGGCCGCAGCAGAUCCAUCAGCCCUUACUCAGGAAGCAAUUGUUGAUAACCUGAAUGCUGCAGAGAGGGAUCGAUUGAGGAGGGUUAGGAAUAUUGGUAUUGCAGCACAUAUCGACAGUGGCAAGACGACUGCCACAGAACGAGUCCUUUUUUAUACUGGACGAAUUAAUGCUAUACACGAAGUUAGAGGAAAGGAUGCCGUCGGCGCAAAGAUGGAUUCUAUGGAAUUGGAGAGGGAAAAGGGUAUCACAAUUCAGUCUGCAGCCACGUUCUGUGACUGGAUGAAGGUUGAGAAUGGAAAGGAGGAGAAGUACCACAUAAACUUGAUCGAUACACCCGGACAUAUUGAUUUUACAAUUGAGGUCGAGAGAGCUUUGCGAGUCUUGGAUGGAGCCGUCAUGAUUCUUUGCGCCGUUAGUGGAGUUCAGAGUCAAACAAUCACCGUGGACAGACAAAUGCGAAGAUAUAAUGUUCCUCGUAUUAGUUUUAUCAACAAGAUGGACAGAAUGGGUGCCAACCCUUUUAAGGCGGUCGAACAAAUCAACCAAAAACUACGAAUCCCAGCAGCAGCCCUUCAAGUCCCAAUUGGUUCAGAAGACAGCUUCAAUGGUGUUGUUGAUUUGAUCAGAAUGAAGGCUAUCUACAACGAUGGACCCAAGGGAGAAAUCAUCAGAGAAACUGACGAGAUUCCAGAGGAACUUAAGCAAUUAUGCAAAGAGAAGAGAGCUCUGUUGAUCGAAACAUUGGCUGAUGUUGAUGACGAAAUUGCCGAAAUCUUCUUGGAUGAGAAAACUCCAUCUAUUGAACAAAUGAAGGCUGCCAUCAGACGUGCAACCAUCAACUUAAAAUUCACACCCGUCUUAAUGGGAAGUGCAUUGGCAGACAAGUCAGUGCAGCCCAUGCUUGAUGCAGUCUGUGAUUAUCUACCAAAUCCUGCCGAAGUAGAGAACUUGGCGCUCGACAAGCGAAGAGCUGAAGCCCCCGUGAAGCUUGUCUCUUACAAUGAGCUUCCAUUCGUCGGACUCGCCUUCAAGCUUGAAGAAAGUAAUUAUGGUCAAUUAACCUACAUUCGAGUUUACCAAGGAUCCUUGAGAAAGGGCAUGAACGUGUUCAAUGCUAGAACUGACAAGAGAGUCAAGAUUCCUAGAAUUGUGCGAAUGCAUUCCAACGAGAUGGAAGAAGUUCCUGAAAUCGGUGCUGGAGAGAUCUGUGCUGUCUUUGGAGUUGAUUGCGCUUCCGGAGAUACUUUCACCGAUGGUGGCUUACCAUACUCUAUGUCUUCUAUGUUUGUACCAGAUCCUGUCAUUUCCUUGUCCAUCAAACCCAAGACAACAAAAGAUGGAUCCAACUUCAGUAAGGCUAUGAAUCGAUUCCAACGUGAGGAUCCAACAUUCCGUGUACAUGUCGAUGCUGAAAGUCAGGAAACUAUCAUUUCUGGUAUGGGAGAAUUGCAUCUUGAUAUCUAUGUGGAGCGAAUGCGAAGAGAGUACAAGGUCGAAGUUGAAACCGGUAAACCUCAAGUCGCUUACAGAGAAACCAUCACUGAACAUGUCACAUUUGAUCACACUCUCAAGAAACAAACUGGAGGUGCUGGAGAUUACGCUCGUGUCGUUGGUUUCUUGGAACCUAUCGAGGCUGGUCCAAACGGUUAUGCCCCAUCUACUUUCAAGGAAGAAGUUACUGGAGGUUCUAUUUCCGACAAAUUUUUAUUCGCCUGUGAAAAGGGAUUUCUCGCCUCUUGUGAAAAAGGUCCUCUUCUUGGUCACCCCGUCCUCGGUACUCAUAUGGUUGUUAACGAUGGUGCAACCCAUAUGACUGAUUCUUCCGAAAUGGCUUUCAAAAAUGCCACUCAACAAGCUUUUAGAAAAGCUUUCAAGGAAGGUAAACCACAAGUCCUUGAGCCUCUCAUGAAAACUACGAUUACAGCACCCAACGAAUUCCAAGGUAACAUUGUCGGUUUACUAAAUAAGAGAAAUGCUAUCAUCAGUGAUACGGAAAUUGGACCAGAAGAUUUCACUCUCAUUGCGGAUUGUAGUUUGAAUGCUAUGUUUGGAUUUAGUUCCCAAUUGAGGGCAGCUACGCAAGGAAAGGGAGAGUUUGGUAUGGAGUUUAGUCAUUAUGCUCCUGCACCAGGACAGUUACAAAAAGAGCUCAUUUCCAAUUAUGAAAAGGCACAAGCCGAUAGACACAAGAAGUAA
Sclerotinia sclerotiorum 1980 UF-70 is the source of this 2415-nucleotide messenger RNA. RefSeq lists its product as hypothetical. The transcript is spliced from 2 exons. Gene Ontology annotation, biological process: mitochondrial translational elongation. NCBI's taxonomy places the organism in Eukaryota, Fungi, Ascomycota, Leotiomycetes, Helotiales, Sclerotiniaceae. Gene Ontology annotation, cellular component: mitochondrion. The coding region runs from base 1 to 2415 and encodes 804 amino acids. The record is from RefSeq and is a predicted model, not a curated record. Gene Ontology annotation, molecular function: GTPase activity; GTP binding; translation elongation factor activity.